AUGUCUCCGCUACGCAGUGAGAAUCCAGUCUUUGCGGUCAUUGAUAGUUGCCCACUUGAUGGCAAAGUGGUUGACACCACUGGUGCUGGCGAUGCUUUUCUGGGAGCUCUAGCCGCCUUCUUAAGUAAACAGUUGAGAGGUGUAGCAGACAGAGAGAAAGUGGAUAUGAGCGAUAUAGUAGCUAAGGCCGGAAUG
Molecule: messenger RNA, 195 nt
Organism: Sphaeroforma arctica JP610
Lineage: Eukaryota; Ichthyosporea; Ichthyophonida
Exons: 1
Molecular function (GO): kinase activity
Source: RefSeq, a predicted model, not a curated record